GGAAAACGCGUGGAUAAGCCGAAUCAGCUGAUCGCUCUACCGCAGUCGCGGUCCAGUCGUGCGUAUCAGAGUAUUCGACAAUAAUCUGUCUAACGGGAAGACAGGAAAGACGAAAGGAAAAAUAUCGGGUGGUAAAGCACGGAGGGAUCAUGCGAAUCCUCGUGGUGCGUAAUCGGACCGAGUGCCGCACGCCUCUCGUUACCACCGUUGAUCACGGUUAGUGUGUCAGAGAACAGGUGAGGGAGAGAACGCGCGCGCACACAAUACACACGCACAUCUUGGAAGUGAAAACGUCUCAUGGUGAUUGUCAGCACGUGCCAGGCCGCCACCGCGGCGGUCUUCAGAGCGGUGAUCCUCGGCGCGCCCGCGUCCGGCAAGGGCACCGUAUCCUCCAGGAUCGUCCAGCAGUUUGGCGUCACGCACAUUUCCAGCGGCGACAAAUUGCGUUACCACGUGUCCGUUGGCACUGAUUUAGGCAAGGAAGUGAAGAGGUACAUAGACAGCGGCAGCUUCGUGCCGGACGACACGAUGAUCUCGCUGAUCAGCAAGGAGAUCGAGUCGGUGAGAGAUCAGAACUGGCUUUUGGACGGAUUUCCAAGGACAUUAGCGCAAGCGGAACAAUUGCAGAAACUGCACCCGAUCAAUCUCGUGCUGAAUCUCGUGGUGCCGACCUCUGUCAUUCUGGAUCGCGUCACCAAGAGGUGGAUCCACUUGUCCAGCGGCAGAGUCUACAACAUUGGCUUCAACGAUCCACGAGUGCCGGGCAAGGACGACGUGACGGGCGAGGCACUGUGCCAGCGAGAGGACGACAAACCGGAGGUCGUACUAAAGCGGCUGAAGGACUACGCGACGAAGACCGAGUCGGUGUUGCGGUAUUAUCGCGAUAUCGGCGUGUUGAAGGAAUUUCACGGCAACACCACAGACGAGAUGUGGCCGGCGAUCAAGAGCUGUGUAGCACAAUAUUUCUAAAUUUUUAAUCAAUUUUUUUUUAUCGAAAUAAAGACAAAAGCGUGUAAAUAGA
This is a messenger RNA of Pseudomyrmex gracilis, 1021 nucleotides long. It is a transcript of the gene Ak3, whose product is annotated as GTP:AMP phosphotransferase AK3, mitochondrial. The transcript is spliced from 4 exons. The coding region runs from base 298 to 969 and encodes 223 amino acids. Gene Ontology annotation, molecular function: ATP binding; AMP kinase activity. Gene Ontology annotation, cellular component: cytoplasm; mitochondrion. The record is from RefSeq and is a predicted model, not a curated record. Gene Ontology annotation, biological process: nucleobase-containing compound metabolic process. NCBI's taxonomy places the organism in Eukaryota, Metazoa, Arthropoda, Insecta, Hymenoptera, Formicidae.